AUGGAGUUUCGAAGCCUCGUCCGACCAGCCGCCAGGCUAUUCAGCCCUCGUGCUGCCCUUCCUACCAUUCCUUGCCGUGGCCACAAGACAACAAGCCGAACAAAACGGUCUUUAAAGAUUGCCCCUCAUGAGUCCUUUCUCCCAGACCGAAAGGCAGCAUUCCCGGCCUCCGACUCUAUCAUCUACAACCCGCCUUCUUCCGAGGCCUCUCCUCUUCACACACCUUUCAUCUUCCUCCCACAUAGCGACCCCCGCCGUGCCGCUCUCACACGAAUGCGGCAUACCCCAGGAUCUCCUCUAGAACCUAUCGCACCCGGCAAACUUGCCCCAAAGAUGGACUAUCCUCGCCGCAAUCCUGUAUACAACCUCAAGGCUGAGGAUAUCAGGGAGAUGAAGCGACUAAGGGCAGACGAUCCCGUUACAUGGAGUGUGAAUAAACUGGCUGAAAAGUUUGGCUGCUCGCCUGUUUUCGUCAAGAUGGCUGCUCCUGCACCCAAGUCGCACCUUGAGGGUCUUAAGCGCAAGCAGGAGAGGAGGGAAUCACGAUGGGGUGCUAUUCGAACCGCCGCAAGAGAGGACCGCAAGAGGAGGACAGAUAUGCUGUACCGUGGCGAGUUGUAA
Messenger RNA from Fusarium fujikuroi IMI 58289, 621 nucleotides. Its product is annotated as related to ribosomal protein YmL20 precursor, mitochondrial. Gene Ontology annotation, molecular function: structural constituent of ribosome. Gene Ontology annotation, cellular component: mitochondrial large ribosomal subunit. The transcript has a single exon. Lineage: Eukaryota; Fungi; Ascomycota; Sordariomycetes; Hypocreales; Nectriaceae. Bases 1 to 621 code for a protein of 206 amino acids. The record is from RefSeq and is a predicted model, not a curated record.